This is a messenger RNA of Arvicola amphibius (Eurasian water vole), 2117 nucleotides long. It is a transcript of the gene Slc25a21, whose product is annotated as solute carrier family 25 member 21. The transcript is spliced from 10 exons. Lineage: Eukaryota; Metazoa; Chordata; Mammalia; Rodentia; Cricetidae. The record is from RefSeq and is a predicted model, not a curated record. Bases 360 to 1256 code for a protein of 298 amino acids.
UGCUGCUUCACAGUUAGUUAUCUCAGGCGGCCCGGCCAGCUAAACUCUGCUGGAGAUCUUGAUAGGCAAGUUCCUGAGCCCCUAUCUAGGAGCUCAAGCCUGGACUCCUACCCCUCCCCUCCCGUUGCCAGUGUCCCCCCCUCCAGCGUCCCUGAGAGGGCAGCCCCGGGCAGCGGGGAGCAGGUUUGGACCCCCCUCCGGCGACCUCGCGGCGAGCCUGUGCCCGAACCGCCGCCGUCUUUAGCUGGACUUCGGCCGCACAGCCCGAGCGAGGACCGACCGGGCCCGGUCUCCAUCCGCAGUGGCCUUCAGAGGAGCUCGCUCCGGCGUCUCGGCCUACCGGUCCCUCAGCCGCGAAGAUGUCGGCCUCCAACGUCAGCUUACUGCGCGAGACUUCCCGGCAGGUCGUGGCCGGAGGCUCUGCAGGUCUUAUAGAAAUUUGCCUGAUGCACCCUCUCGACGUGGUGAAAACCAGGUUCCAGGUUCAGAGAAAUGUUAUGGACCCACAAAAUUAUAAAAGCUUAGGAGACAGCUUUCGGAUGAUCUUCCGAACAGAGGGGCUUUUUGGCUUUUACAAAGGAAUUCUGCCACCCAUUUUAGCUGAAACACCAAAAAGAGCAGUCAAGUUUUCCACCUUUGAGCAGUACAAGAAACUGCUGGGAUAUGUGUCACUAUCACCAGGGCUGACAUUUGCCAUUGCUGGACUUGGAUCUGGAGUAACAGAAGCCGUUGUGGUCAACCCUUUCGAGGUGGUAAAAGUUGGUUUGCAGGUCAAUCGGAACUCAUUCACAGAGCAACCAUCCACUUUUGCUUAUGCAAGGCAAAUCAUUAAGAAGGAAGGCUUGGGGUUCCAGGGCCUCAACAAAGGAUUUACGGCAACUCUGGGACGUCAUGGAAUUUUCAACAUGGUUUAUUUUGGCUUCUACCACAACGUCAAAAACAUUAUUCCAGCCAGUAAGGAUCCAACCUUGGAGUUUUUGAGAAAAUUUGGGAUUGGUUUUCUCUCGGGGACAAUGGGCUCAGUCUUUAACAUCCCCUUUGAUGUUGCCAAGAGUAGGAUCCAAGGGCCCCAGCCAGUUCCUGGAGAGAUCAAGUACAGAAACUGCUUUAAAACAAUGGCGACAGUCUACCAGGAAGAAGGGAUUCUAGCCUUAUACAAAGGCCUGCUUCCCAAGGUGAUGAGACUUGGACCAGGUGGCGCAGUGAUGUUGUUGGUGUAUGAAUACACCUAUGCAUGGCUACAGGAAAACUGGUGAUGUGCUAACAAAAGUAUUCCCUUGACAACGGACAUGUGAUCUGCGGUCCCAUGAAGAGAAGACAGCCAGCUAAGCUAGAUGUACGGUGAAGAGGGAAGACAGCCUAUUCUGAUCGCUUUAGAGUUUUAGACAGAGAGACAUCUGGGCCAUAGAGCCACUGUGCGAAGAACAGGAACAGGAAGCAGUGGAGUGUGUAAGUUAGGUAGGAGUGGGGUCCAGAUCAGAUACAGUUCAUAAAAGCUAUACGACUCACACUGCUUCACAAUGAAAACUCAUUUAAUAAUCCUUCUGAGAAGUCUAUAUAUAAAUACUUAAAUUCUUAAAAACAAAUUGUUCAAAUUGUGGCUAAUUCCCUGAGAAUUAUUCAAAGAAAGACUGAGUUAUAAGCCAAACUUUAAAAGUUUUUUAUAAGGACUAUUUUUUCAAAAAUCAUAUUUUAAAAGAGAAGAAAGAAAAAUUUAAAUACACCAAAACAGCCUUUUGAGAAUGUUUAAUUUUGUGAGUGCUGUGUAAAAAUGUGAGUCCACCGGUUUUCUAUAGUAAUAAUACACAGUUAGGGUCUGUUUUCUUAAAUCUAUUUUGUAUUUCACGUGGUGGUUUAACUGGGUUAUUUUUAAAUCAUGCUAUUUGGAGUCUUUUAUUACAAAUAGAAUACAUGGUGUUAUAUUAAACUGAUUCCCUUUACAUAAUUCAUUUUGAAGACAAGUCUCAUUACUGGAAUAGUUUUAUGUUAAGUCACAAACCGGACGCACUCCUUGGGCCCUUCUCUGUUUACUGUAUUUGUCUCCAAACACCCUUGUCCUGAGUCCUUACCUACACCAUCCUUGAAAAGGAUGUACAGAAAUAAAACUGUUCUCCAGA